Molecule: messenger RNA, 586 nt
Organism: Rhagoletis zephyria (snowberry fruit fly)
Lineage: Eukaryota; Metazoa; Arthropoda; Insecta; Diptera; Tephritidae
Product: galactokinase-like
Biological process (GO): galactose metabolic process
Cellular component (GO): cytosol
Molecular function (GO): galactokinase activity
Source: RefSeq, a predicted model, not a curated record
UGUAUCGCUCUUCCGGUAACUCAUACGCCAUGGAUGUCUACUACGUGUUCCCACAACGACGCGCUAUUAAAUGCUGCUGUUGCUUUCAUUUGGAAUGCUAUUGCUUUUCUCUACGCUCUACUUACAAUAACAUCGCUUUGCUGAAAUCUACGUGCCUUCGCCGCCGCUGUCGACGCCUACGUCACCACCACUAUAAACGUCAUUACCAGAUGGGCGCACUAAUGAAAGAGUCACAUACAUCACUACGUGACGAUUUCGAAGUAUCCUGCCGUGAAUUGGAUGUCCUGGUCGAUGCGGCCAUUAAUUGUUCUGGUGUUUUGGGAUCACGUAUGACUGGCGGUGGCUUCGGUGGCUGCACCGUUACGCUACUGCAACGCAAUGCCGUUGACGAUGUGAUUGCGACGAUGCGUACAAAUUUCAUUAAAGAAUUUAAUAAAGAAGCCGCUGACCAUUUGGGAUUCUACAUGUGUAUACCGAGCAAUGGUGCGCGACGUGUCGAUUUGUGAGGUUGCAAUGGAGAAAAAAUGAAAUAGUAGUUGUUGAGGAAAUUGGAAAAUAAGCCAAUAAAGCAAAAUAUUUUUAGAAA